UAGUCCAUUCAUGAGAUGGCGGAUGCACACACACACGCACACACACACACACACACACACACACAUACACAGGGGCAGAGCGAGCGCAACAACGAGUUGCAGUUUUUAGCGCCCGAGGCUGUGUGUUGGGGCCGAGCGCUUUAUCUGCCAAAGCUGUAAAUAUCCGCGAGAUUUACAACGCCAGCAACGACUACGACUACGACUCCGACUCCGACUCGGACUGCGACUGGAACUCGGUAGAUGUCGAGAGCGUUGCGUAUCUUUUCAUUUGAAUCGGUAUCGAGUGUUUGUUUUGCAUCGUUGCCAGGCAUUCGACAGGCACGACAAGAAGACAACACGACUCCGGCAUCGCCAUAACGCAUCCGCAUUAACGCAAUCGCGGCUAAUCCGCGCCGAUAUUCGCAGCAGCAACAGCUAUAUAGGUGCAGAUACAGAUACAGAUACAGAUACAGCUGCAGAUACAGCUACAGAUACAGAUCCAGUCGCUGCAGCGACUAUCCAACAGAUACGCGGCCGCAACCCAAAAAAAAAAAAAAAAAAAAAACAAAACAAUCAACAAAAAAAAAAAGCUCUAUAUAAAUACAAAGAAUACAAGAGUUUUCGCUGUGCUCCACUUGCGGCCCAUUGUUGCCACUUGGGCUGUCAACGUAACUCACAAUUGAAUUGUUCCUUUGUCUUGUGUGUCGCCCGAUACCGAUCCCGAUCUCGUUCCCGUUCCCGCACCCGCUCCCGCACCCGCACCCGAGCCCGAGCCCACUUGGACGCCCGUUUCCGAUUCCGUUUGCCAAUUUCUGGUAGCUCGCAUAAUUGGCAUCAUCCACGGCCCACUGUCAACGUUCUCGACUCCGACUCCGACAGCGCCUCCGUUUGUUGUUAGCCGCCAGCUUUGGGCCUCGACUUGACUCGGCUCAGCGAUAUCUCGGCAAGAUGCUGGUGCCGCCGGAUAUGAUGGCCGCCCAGACGCGCAUGAUUUACCAGCUGAAUCGUUUCAGCGCCGAACGCGUCCAGGCGCGCAUCUUCAAAACGGCAACGGCCAUUCGAGAGAUCUGCAAAAUUGUCCAGGACAUACUCAAGGAGGUGGAGCUGCAGGAGCCGCGCUUCAUAUCCAGCCUGGUCGAGUGCAAUGGCAGAUUCGAGGGCGUGGAGGUGAUCUCGCCGAAUGAGUUCGAGAUCGUGCUCUACCUGAACCAGAUGGGCGUCUUCAACUUUGUGGACGACGGCACCCUGCCCGGCUGUGCGGUGCUCAAGCUGAGCGACGGACGCAAGCGUUCCAUGUCCCUCUGGGUGGAGUUCAUCACCGCCUCGGGCUAUCUGUCGUCGCGCAAGAUUCGCGCCCGCUUCCAGACGUUGGUGGCGCAGGCGUGCGACAAGAGCAUCUAUCGGGAUAUGGUCAAGAUGAUUGGAGACACCACCGAGGUGAAGCUGCGGAUCAGGGAGCGCUUUGUGGUACAGAUAACGCCGGCCUUCAAAUGCUCCGGCAUCUGGCCGCGAUCGGCGGCGCAUUGGCCCAUGCCGCAUAUACCCUGGCCGCAUCCCAAUAUCGUGGCCGAGGUCAAGACCGAGGGCUUCGAUCUGCUCUCCAAGGAGAGCAUCAUUAUGCAGAACAAGAACAACAAUGCGGCUAGCAUGGAGGGCGAUGCUUGGGUCCUAAGUUUUUUCGAGGCCGAGAAUCGCCUGCUGCAAGGUGGCUGCCGUCGUCGCUGCCUGAGCAUAUUGAAGACACUGCGUGACCGUCACCUGGAGCUGCCCGGCAAUCCGAUCAGCGCGUAUCACCUGAAGAAUCUGCUGCUCUACGAGUGCGAGAAGCAUCCGCGUGACUUUGAGUGGGACGAGAGCUGCAUUGCGGACCGUUUGAAUGGUAUAUUCCUGCAGCUAAUCUCCUGCCUCCAAUAUCGACGCUGUCCCCACUAUUUUCUGCCCAGCCUCGAUAUGUUCAAGGGCAAAUCCCCCAGCGCCCUCGAGCAGGCUGCCAAGCAGGUCUGGCGUUUGACUCGUGAGAUGCUCACCAAUGCCAAUGCCUUUGAGAAAUUGUAAGCGCUGCAACAGAGAGCGAGAGCGAGAGAGAGAGAGAGAGACGGUAUGUGUGUGUGUGUGUGUGUGUGUGUGUGUGUUUGUAUGAUUCAAGGUGCUAAAUUUUCAUUGUCACAGCGCGGCGAUUGCGUUGAUCUGAUAAGCGAAAUGCCCUCAGUGGCUGCCAUUUUGUGCCAUGUCUGUCUGUGUGUGUGUGUGUGUGUGUGUGUGUGUUUGCGUGCGUGCCUGUGUGUGUGUGCGCAUAGCAACAACAAUAGCAAGCGGCGAAAAGCCGAAGUGUUAAUGCAAAGAUGAGAGAUAAGCCGCACAUUGCCCACUCCUCAAACCAAAUUCGACUCUUUUGCCGCCUGUUACCGUUGCUGCUGCUGCUGCUGCUGAUGCUUCUUUAUGCCCAUUGCACGCCUGGCUGCUUAUCCGGCGAAUAUUGUUUUUAAUAACUCGCCGCUUUAAGCAUGUUUCGCCUUAUGGCCAAACACAAUGCCAGCAACAGCAACAGCAGCAACAGCGAAACAACAAAACAAAACAAAGCGAUACACAAACAGUCACAACAACAACAACAACAACAACAAAAGGAAUAGAGAAAAAAAGAGCAUUUGUCGGCUUUGCUUUGCAAGUGUGCUCAAGUGUAAGCGAAUGCGCUCUCAUUAUCGAAAUUGAGUACUUACUCAUUUAAGUACUCGCUGUAAGUAAUAUAUGUAUGUACACCCAUACAUACGCAGCUGUAUACGAUAAGAACCUACUUAAAUUACACAUAUGUACAUACAUACAUAUAUGUAUAUAAAUAUAUAUACAAUGGAUUUAGAUAUCAAGAUAUUCGUUUAUCCCCAUGUCUGACUGAAAAAAUAAGAAAGUUAAAAGUUACAAGUAAAAAGAACAGAGAAAUAUUCGCAUCGAACAUGCAUUAAUAUUUGUCUUCCCCUUUAAAUUAUAAUAUUUAAUGUAAGCCAUAUUCUUUCAUCUAUUUUUUUUUUUUUAAUUAAUUGUUGUAUUUGUAGAUUGCUUAAGAAACAGUUGAAUGCAAUAAAUUCUAAAAUAGCCCAAGGCAGUUAUAUAUACCAUAUA
Messenger RNA from Drosophila virilis, 3093 nucleotides. RefSeq names its product protein mab-21-like. NCBI's taxonomy places the organism in Eukaryota, Metazoa, Arthropoda, Insecta, Diptera, Drosophilidae. The record is from RefSeq and is a predicted model, not a curated record.